UAUUUUUAGACAUUCCCCCAUCCUCCAUUCCUUAACCACGGAAAGACCAGUAUCAGGCAGUAAUUUGCAAGGGUAGCCAACCUCGACUGCUAAGUUUGCUUUCCUUCGUCAUGUAUGAAGAAAAGCCUCAAAGAGCUAAAGCUGUUUUCUGAGGAGGAACACAUGUGAGGACCUUCGUCCCCUAGACACCCAGCAUCCUGGGGCACCUAAUCAACGCCCAACAAAAUGUUAGCCCUUCUCUCCUCAGGGAGAGCCACCCUGCCAACUGAGUCCGGAUGCCGCCUAUAUUGAUAUAAUGGAGGGAACCAAAGGCCAAAGUUCUUCACCCGAGCACCAAUUAAAAGCAAAAUUCUACCUAAGUCAUCCCACAUUUUCCCACAAAGGGAGGGAACACAACCAGUGGAACAGAAAAUGUUUUACUCUGGGGAUCCAGAAGGAUUGAAUUUUUUAGAAGCUAACAGAUAUCCACAAAGACGCAUACAGGAGGAGGUGGAGGAGCAGCUAGUGGGCAGCUGGCGCCCCCCUCUGCACAAGCCUCCGCCCCAGGGGCUAGCCCUGAGCACAACACCGGCUCGUCAUGAUUGCCACCGGCGGCCUGCUGAGGAUUUCUGCCAGAAAGCAGGAUCCCCUCCGUCCCCAGAGCCAGGUCCCCAAGCGCAAGAGGAAAGCCAAGAACAGGCGCAAGAACGACGUGGUAGUGGUGAAAGGCAAGCUGAAGUUGUGCUCUAUCUCCGGGCUCAUCGCCCUCUGUGGGAUCCUCGUGCUGCUGGUGGGCAUAGCCAUGGCGGUGAUGGGCUACUGGCCUAAGGCCCACGGGGCCAAUAGGGAGGGAAAUAAGCAGCUGCCACCCGCGGGCAGCGGCCUCCGCGUCCUGACCACCGCCAAUAGUAGCAGCAGUGGCAGCAAAAACCGGGCCAGGGGCCACCCUGGGAUUACGGGGGGUGUCAACUCUGGUUCCGCGGGUGCGCCCAGGAGCACGCCUCCAGCGCGAUCCUCCGCCCCUUCUGCGUCCUCCUCCACGUCGGUGGGUUUCUUCUAUCGCAUCUUCUCUGGCUACUUGCACUCUGAUAAGCUCAAAGUCUUCGGGCCCCUCAUCAUGGGUAUCGGCAUCUUCCUCUUCAUCUGCGCCAACGCGGUGCUCCACGAGAACCGAGACAAGAAGACCAAGAUCAUCAACUUGCGGGAUCUCUACUCUACGGUCAUCGACGUGCACAGCCUCCGUGCCAAAGACCUGGCAGCCGCCGCGGCUGCCACCGCCGCCGCCCCCUCCUCGUCCUCGGUCUCCGUCUCGGCUCCCCCCGGGGCCGCGCCACUCAACGGCUUCCUCAGCUACGUGCAGUCGCGGGGCCUGGAGCUGAAGCCAGGGAGCUGCGGCGGCGCCGGGGACGCCUUCGGGGCGACCGCGAUGCUGGCGAGGGGCUCGUGGUCCCACCCCGCAGCACUGGGAGGGGUCGGCAGCGGGGCCAGAGGCCCCGCGUCCCCGCCGGACCUGGCCUCGUCCCCGCGCUGCCCGCGGGAGCCGCCGAGCCUGGCGGAGGCCGUGUACAGCAUCUACCGCGAGCGCUCCGGCGUGGCCAGCGGUCGCCGGACCGCCGCGGCUGUGGCCGCCGCCGCCGCCAGCCGUAGCAGCAGCCCGGCGCCCUGCAGCCCACCCGAGAGCUGGGGGCGCCAGAGCACCACCAGCUCCCUCGUGGGCUCCUCACUGAGCGCCUUCGCUCUGCUACCGUUGCAAAGGGACCGCAACGCGGAUGGAGACGCAGAGGGCGCGAGCUGCAGCUGGCAGAGGCCUCCUGGGGAACGCGGCUCACGGGAGAUCCCGCGGGGCGAUCUCCACCUGAGCUUGACCGACCUGCGCGGUGACCAGGACGGUGCGCACUGGGCGAGGGGAGAGCUGGAGGAGCACGACGGCGCGGCGGCGGCGGCGCUCACCGCCAGGGGGCAGGGCGGCCGCCUACCCAGGACCGGCAGAUACGCGGCCCUGCGGCGCCGCAGCACAAGCGGGCUCCCGGACUACCGGGCGCCGCUGUCCCCCGAGCCCCAGCCUUUCACUCGCAGCGCGGACAUGGACUCGAACCUUCUGGCCAAAGCUGCCUCUCCCUCACCCCAUCAGCGGCAGAAGGACUCGUCCCCUGCCAGGCUGGACUCGCCAAGCUCCCAGUCCGAUGACCCAUCCUGCAGCAAUAAGGGCUACACCCCCCUACGGGAGGAAGGCACCUCCUUGGAGUCUGUUGUGGACGCAAUAGCCAGUAAAAGUCAAGACUGUGAGGUUGCCACCCCCCUGACUGCAGAGGAGCAGAGUCCCCUAGAAGAUCCCAGCCAAGAGCUACCCAUGGCCCUGCCACCUCAGCCGUUGCAGAGGCAAUUUACGAACAAGGAGAAACUUUUCAUGAUUUCCCGGUCUCAUGCCAUAGGGGUAGAGGAUGGAGAACUGGAAAGUACUGGCAUUUAGGGAAAAGGAGCAGAGGGUGGGGAGCGGGGAGUGAAGAGAGGAGUGAGAAAAUAGGAGAAAUGCCCACUUGAGUCAGUGAAUUUAACAGAUUCGUCUUUCCUUGUGGACUUAUCUGAGGAAAUCAUACAAUACCCAAAGAGCUGCAGAAUGUUAUCCUUGAAUUGUGUUGACAAAAUUCCUGUAUAUAGCUCCAAGCAAUUUUUUUACAAAAGGCAAACUAGUCUUUUAUGUCCGAUGGUGAUUGUAUGUUCCAUGAAAACCAAAUGUAUUAAAAGGUCAGCAAUCUAGUUCAUUAGAUAAAAUGCUCUUAAUUUUCUUAGGAUCAAAAUAAUAUAUUUUUGACAGUAACUGUGCACUUUACUCCAACUUUUUUUUGGAUCCCUAAUUUCCCUAACCCCUGUACUCUGACGCUGGUUUUGUCCAUAGCUGCUUGUGAAUGACAAGCUUUUUUUCUCCUAUGCUUUUGCAGAGCAUAGAAGGAGUUGUCUCAGUUCUCUCAGAACUGCUAUUACUAAGUGAAGUCAAAGUCAAAAAAGCAUGAGUAUGUCAGGAAAGAGCACUUUCCUUGCCUACCCCACUCUGCUCAUCCAACUGCUCAGAGGCCUCUUUAUUUUUUAAAAGGAUAUUUACAUUUUGCUACAUCUAGGUGGACUGUUACCUUCCUAAAUUCACUAUAUCAAGUACACGAUACUUUAUUGAGUAUUAUCACAACUGUAUUGAAAAUAGCAUUAAUAUUAAAAACCUUUUUUAAUAAAAGAAGUUUCCAAACAAACAGUUAAACAUAGUAUCGCCUCAUUUUGCCUUGGAACUAAUGCUUCUAAUACACCUUAAACAUUUAACAGUUCAGCUGGUAAAUCUAAAAUGUUUUGCUCUGACACAGCUACUAUGAUGGUAGUUAUUUUCCCCAACGUGCUCAGCGCCAUCAUCACUCAAUUUCCAGUAUAUUUUUAACUUUUUCAAUAUAGGGUAGUGUUAAUCAUUUGGGAGUUGCUUUUUCAAAUAGAAUGAAACAUUAAAUAAAUAGUAAUUUUCUGUAAUACUUCUAGUUUACCUCAAAGUGUUAAUUUACAGAGCACCAGGCUUAAUAUUCCCUUCUCAUCCUCUUGGAGUUGACUAUCUACUUUUUGAUUUUAGCUUCACAAUCUUGAAUCCAUGGCCCAAGGUGAUGUGUUAAUAAUUUGGUAGAUUGUUUACACUUGAUUUUAUUAAGUUAGUUAAUUUUCAAGAACCAUAGACAAAUAAUGUACCAUUCUGAUGCCCUCUUCCUUUGAGUGUGAGCUGAGAAUGUUGGGACUGGUAUCACCUUCUUUCGGCAUUUGGAUACAAGUUCUGCAGUUGCACACAGCCAAGGCUCUCAUUGCAGGAGGUUAAAACGCCAAUUUUAAAGGAAAAUCCAGUCAAAGAUGUGGUCAUAUUAGUCCCCAUGGGUGAAGCAGUUGGUCCAGCUCAAAGAGUGCAGAAUCAGGAGUGAGACUGGACCCCAGCUAUCAUCAUUUGCUAGCUGUGCAGCCUUGAACAAGUCACAAAUGCUGAGUCUCAGUCAUCCAAUCUAUAAAAUGGAAACAACUAGACAUACUUCAUAGAGCUAUGAGGUGGGGGACAAAAAGUUAUAUGUGCAGAGCCGAGAAGAGUACUUGGCUCAGAGUGUGUACUCAAUAAAUGGUGGUUAUUAUGAUUAGAAUCAUUAUAAUAUGUUGUCUUAAUUCAUGCUGUAGAAGAGUGGGCCUUCUCUCAAUUUGAGCUCAAGAAAGCCUUGGCUAAAAUCUGAAAUAUCUACUUAUUAUCCCCAUAACCUUAGGCAAAUCCCUCUGGCCCUCUGGUGGAUGAUAUAAUCUCUGUGAUUGCCUUCAGCUCUGAAAGCUUUAUCUAAAUUCAGGGUAUUUGUUUUGUCCCGGAUAUAAAUAUAACAUUUGUACAUACAACUUUGCAAAGUGAAUAUACUUCAUAAACUACCAUUGAGUUUAACAUUCUGUAAUCAAUUUAAAAAGGACCUACUUUGUUCCCAGAUUGGAUCUGCAUUAAGCUAAUAACUCACUGUAAAACUGUGGAUUAAUUAAUUUGGCUCUUCUGUAUAGCAAAAGCGAGUUUCCACUAGUAAGAGUGAAAAGCUAGUGUAAUUGUAUUUCCAAGUAGUGUUAAAUUUCAAGAAUCUCAAUUGUUUUAUCACACACACACAAAAACACCCACACACACAAAUUCACAUUUGCUUAGGCUUUCUUUAGUACUUUGCAUACUGGAUAAUUUGUAUACUAUAUGAUGAGUUGUUUAAAUUACUGGGUAAUUUAUAUAUUGCGUUGAAGAGUUGUUUAAAAGGAAAAACAGGUUCUAGUGUUCUAAAAUGCUGACUCAAGUCCUCAGAAAAUGCAUUAAAAUAUUUAGCAAAAAUAAAGCUACCACCUCUUUAAUUAAAGAGGAGUAGGCAGAAUAAUAUAUAUCCCUUAGAAAUGUGAGGAAAUCCAGUCCAACCAAUUGCCUAGACCUAAUGAUACCAAUUGCCUGGUUAAUUGAAUCACAUUAAAUAAAACUUUUAGCUCAUAUUGAUCAUAUUGGACACAGGCCCUCUGAAAUUAGGUAACUUCAGCAAAGUAAUUUAGUUCAAUAUCAACUCAUAUCUAUCUUAACCAUCAAGCAAUUUAACUGGAUGUUUUUGUUCCUGAAGAUAAAAAAAAGGAUCAUUUUCCAAAUCUUGGGAAACUGGGCCCUCAUCAGAUCUCAGAAGGAAUCCUCUGCAACUAUAACCAGAGCAAUUCAUGAUCUUCACUUUCUUAGGAGAAAAGGUCUUCUGCAAUAAUAAUGCUAAAUUUUUUCUUGCUACUUACUGUGGGCUGAGGUCUGUUCUACAUGUUUUAUACAUAUUAUCUCAAUUACUCCUCACAGAAACUCUAUAGAAAUAGGAUUAUUAUCAUCCCCAUUCUACAGAGAAAGACACUGAGGUCAGAAUGAUGGAGUACUUGCCCAGGUCAUAUAGCUGAUGAAUGGUGGAGCAAGGAAUUACACAGUGUUAAGGAUUAUCUGAACCUAUUGGCAGAUGCUGAGCUGAAGUUGGUGUUUCUGGAAAUCAUCAAAAUAUUUUCUACAUUUUUAGCUUCCUGCUAGAUCCUUUUCCAGAAACCAUUCUUAGAGAUAAGCAGAAAAGUGUUAGAACACACAGCUAGCUUAACAGCCAGAGUUUGCAUUUAAGUCUUCAAACUGGCAUAAACAAGGUUUUUAUCUAUGCGACUUCGCAGGGUUUGUUGUACCAAAUCAAUAGGACUAUUUGAAGGGAUCUUAGAGAUCAUGGAAUCCUUUCCCAUUACUCAUUAUUUAUAAAUGAGAUUGCUAAAAAUUAGAAAGAUUAAUUGGCAAAGAGCAAUGGCAGGACUGAAAUGUUAAAAGAAUUGCAAUAACUAGCAUAUGCAAUGCCCCUUCCCCCAAUUUCUAUCAUACCAGCUGGGUGACCACAGGAAACCUACUCAACCUCUCUGUGUCUCAAUUUCCUUUCCCAUAAAAUGGAAAUAAUAACGUACCUUCCUCACAGCACUGGAGCAAAAAUUAAAUGAAAUAAUACCUGUGUAGAAAGCUUACAACAGGCUUGACACAUAGAGUGUUAUAAAACAUUUUUUAGUUUUAUUUAAAAUGGAAUCAAUUGCUAAACAGUCAUUAUGACUGACCUUCCUUUUUAUUAGCAGAAUAAUGUUAUGUUGAAAAUCUAAAGUGCAAGGCAACAUAGCAUGGUGGCUUGAAGUGUUACUUACACACCAUUGUACCUGCAUUUCCACAUCUGUUAAAUGGAGAUAAUAAAUAGCACCUGGCUUGUGGAAUUAAUUAUUUAAAUGAGAACCGAAUAAACUAAUAUACUUAAAGAACUUAAAACAAUUGGCACAAAUAAACCUUCAGUGAAUGUUAACUACUAUUAUUAAGACAAAAUACAGAAAAAUAAUG
Rhinolophus ferrumequinum (greater horseshoe bat) is the source of this 6370-nucleotide messenger RNA. RefSeq names its product transmembrane protein 200C (gene TMEM200C). Bases 578 to 2449 code for a protein of 623 amino acids. The record is from RefSeq and is a predicted model, not a curated record. The transcript has 5 exons. NCBI's taxonomy places the organism in Eukaryota, Metazoa, Chordata, Mammalia, Chiroptera, Rhinolophidae.